AUACAAAAAAUAAGCUUCACGAUCUGAUGAUAAAAAGACCUUCAUUCAACCGCGUUAAUAAUAUUUUAAAAAACUAAUUAAAAAAUUUCUUUUUCAAAAAUUUCCGAUACGGAGAGAGUUAUCCUGCAUAUAUUUCGACAUCCUAUAUAUGUAUACACCCAACCCAAAAGCUACGUGCGCAUUGUUUACGCACACGCUAUACGCACAUACAUACACGUAAAUACGUUCGCGUGAAAAGCAGUGGAAAACGCCGAAAGCGCGUCGAACGUCGAACGGACGCGCGCACCCGCACGUUCAAUGACGUUCGUCCCGAUCCUUAUCGGCAUUCGGCGCACGUCACGCGCCCACGACACAAAAUAUACAAUUCCCGGUCGCAUUGUUGCAUUGUUGCAUUUCUAAUUUCUAGCUUAUUCGAGAUAUGACGGACGGCGCGAGCCGCGCGUAGGCGUUGACACAAUCGUGUCGCGUGACAGAGAUCGUGACUCCGCCGUGUCGCAGGUCGCAGUAUACUCGCAGUUUCCAUCGUCACGUUCCCCCGCUAUACCAUCCCUAACCCGCGGACGAGAGGACCGGCUGACUUGCUCCUCGCUUCAGGGGGGCCGUGUAUCGUCGUCGUCGCUCGUGUGUCCGCGCGCGCACGGCAUGGAGUGAUGGAGGCGUCCUGAUUUCUCCCCCCGAUCCGAUGAGAGGCACGGAGUCGUCACGCACGGAGCGACGAGGACGCCGUAGGCACGCACAAAAGCGCACCGUCAACGCACCGUCAGUGAACUUUGGAACUUCGCACUUUGAUCCCUCGGGCCACCGCGUCUUCUGACACCUGGCACCCGCACCGCACGGUUAAUCCGUUCUCCUUCCCCUCGCGCACACACGCUCGCACCACUUCCUCUCGUCAGGGAUGCCGAAUUGAGGCAGAGAAACCAAAUAUUUAUGUUUUCCAUAAAACGUACGGUCUAGUUUUAUUCGCUUAUCACCAUGGGAAUGCUGACCUCUGUGAAGCAAUGGUUGGUGAUACACCUUAUGUUCGCCAUCACAUUUUUUACAUCUGGCUUGAUAAUAAAUUUCUUCCAAUGCGUUUUAUAUCUUGGACUGAGGCCAUUUUCCAAAUACCUCUAUCGCAAGAUUAAUUAUUACCUCUGCUACUCCUUUUACUGUCAAUUAGUAUUCAUGGCAGAAUGGUGGGCAGGAUCGGACCUAAUAUUGUACAUAGAUAAAAAGGACUUUGAUAAAUAUUUCGGUAAUGAGCACGGCUACCUCCUGAUGAAUCACAGUUACGAAACCGAUUGGUUGAUAGGUUGGCUGUUAUGCGAUCGCGUGAGAUUACUAGGUAAUUGUAAAGCUUAUGCUAAGAAGUCGAUACAGUAUAUUCCUACGCUGGGAUGGGCGUGGAAAUUCGCUGAGAGUAUUUUCCUCGAGAGGAGUUGGGAGAAAGACAAGGAGAACAUCAAAACUCAAAUCAAGGAGCUCGUUGAGUAUCCUGACACAAUGUGGUUGCUGCUCUAUCCCGAGGGUACACGCUUUACGCUGAAAAAGCUGGAAGCCAGUCAGAAGUUCGCUAUCGAAAAAGGUCUGCCAGUAUUAAAAUAUCAUUUAACCCCACGCACAAAGGGCUUUACCGCCAGCAUUCCGCACAUGAGAGGCAAAGCGACGGCCAUCUACGACAUUCAGAUAGCGUUCAAGCCGUCUGAUCCCGUGAAGCCGACUAUGAGGAAUCUUCUCUUCGGGAAACGGCUGGAGGGACAUAUGUAUGCUAAAAGAAUUCCCAUCGAGGAGGUUCCGGAGGGAGACGAAGCUGCUGCUGAAUGGUUACAGAAACUGUAUCAGCAAAAGGAUCGUAUGACGGAGAGCUUCUAUGAAACCGGCGAUUUUUUUGCCAAGAGCGGGGUGCCUAGGACAGACUCUUUCAGGCUAAAGAGAAGAUACUAUUCCCUUAUUAACACCAUUUGCUGGGCGAUAGUUGUCCUUGUACCAAUGCUAUAUUAUCUAGUGAGGCUCCUUCUAUCCGGCUCGAUUUUUGGCAUUACCAUCGGGGUCGGGGUUAUCUUUGUAUUUUAUUUGCUAAUGUACAAAACCCUCGGAAUGUCGGAGAUAAGCAAGGGUUCGUCGUAUGGUGCGGCGGACACGAAAAAGGACAAAUAAUUUCAAAGCAAUUGCUUUACGAGAGAUGACUCCCGUAAAAUAGAAGUGUCAAAGCAAGAAUUGGAACGGGUUAUCGUGCGAUUUUAUAGGCGCGAAGAGAGCGAGAAGAAAAAAGAUUACGGAGAAAGACGGCAGAUAUCUACGUAUACAUUUGAUUUAUACUCUUGUGUAAUCCAUUCAGUGCGCGCGAGCGCGCGUGCGACAAAUGCGUUCUCUGUAUGGAUUAGAUAUGUAACACAUAUACACACAAACUAACACGUACACAAACUAACACGUAAGAAUAUAUAUGUGUGUAUGUAUGUAUAUAU
Molecule: messenger RNA, 2444 nt
Organism: Temnothorax curvispinosus
Lineage: Eukaryota; Metazoa; Arthropoda; Insecta; Hymenoptera; Formicidae
Product: 1-acyl-sn-glycerol-3-phosphate acyltransferase gamma-like
Exons: 7
Coding region: 973-2136 (387 amino acids)
Cellular component (GO): endomembrane system
Molecular function (GO): 1-acylglycerol-3-phosphate O-acyltransferase activity
Source: RefSeq, a predicted model, not a curated record